GGGACAUUGAAGAUCUCUUUGCUGUAACAUUGCAUUGUAUUUAUGCUUAUUCUAUAAGCAUACCUAUUUUGAAGAAAGCCUUAAACUUUUAAAUUAUCUUUUAUCUCUUGUACUGUUGAACAAAACUUUAAAGAUGAAGAAGUCUUUUGGAGUAGUGUGCAUAUCACUAAUUUUAUUUGCAGCUCUGUCAGAAACAAUUGGAUUAGUGAUUGCGGGUAAAGAGAAGCGAGGGUGGACACUAAACAGUGCUGGCUACCUUUUGGGUCCCCGUCGUAUUGAUCACCUAAUACAGUUAAAGGAUAAUCCCAGCGUAAGGGGGAGAGAAGAACUGCUAAGUCAAUACGGCAUUGACGGUCACCGGACUCUCAGUGACAAGCAUGGCCUUGCUGGAAAGAGAGGCAUGCCCCUGGACAAUGACUUCAAAACAGGUGCCUUGAGAAUAGCAGAUGAGGAUGUAAUACACACUGUCAUUGACUUCUUAUCAUACCUGAAACUUAAAGAAAUCGGAGCUCUGGAUACCAUGCCUUCCUCUCUCACAUCAGAAGAGAUGGAUCAGCCCUAGUUCAACUGAUCUCUUCUCUACGCCUCACCUGCCUACAAACAACAGUAUCU
Messenger RNA from Oncorhynchus kisutch (coho salmon), 612 nucleotides. RefSeq names its product galanin peptides-like. Gene Ontology annotation, biological process: neuropeptide signaling pathway. Gene Ontology annotation, cellular component: extracellular region; secretory granule. The record is from RefSeq and is a predicted model, not a curated record. The transcript is spliced from 7 exons. Gene Ontology annotation, molecular function: galanin receptor binding; neuropeptide hormone activity. NCBI's taxonomy places the organism in Eukaryota, Metazoa, Chordata, Actinopteri, Salmoniformes, Salmonidae. The coding region runs from base 134 to 562 and encodes 142 amino acids.